AUGAGUAAUAAAACCGAGAGUCCCCCUAUUAUUGAAACCUCAGAAGUGGAUUCUGCUGUACCACUUAGUAAAAAUGAACUCAAACGUCGUCUAAAAGCCGAAAAAGCAGCAAAAGCCAAAGCUGAAAAAGCUGCUAAAAAAGCGGCUGAAGCUUUACAUACACCUAAAAAAACAGCAACUCUUGCAGAUGAAGAAGAAUUAGACCCGACUGCCUAUUUUUUCAAUCGGGAAAAGAUGCUAAGUGAACUUGAAACCCAAGGAAUCAACCCUUACCCUCACAAGUUUCAUGUAUCCAUUUCAUUACCUGAAUUUCAUGAAGCAUAUGGCAAUCUUGAAGCUGGUAGCCAUUUAACUGAGAUUGUCUCCGUUGCUGGUCGACUUCAUAGUAAACGUUCUUCUGGAUCAAAAUUGGUCUUUUAUGAUCUUCGUGCCGAUGGAAAAAAGCUUCAAAUCAUGUCGGACAUUGGAUCCUAUGAAAAUGACCAAGCUUUUCUCAAAAUUCAUAGUAUUUUACGUCGUGGAGAUAUUGUGGGGGUCCAAGGGUAUCCUGGUAAAUCAAAAAAGGGGGAAUUAUCCAUUUUCCCACAACAAUUGGUACUCUUGUCUCCUUGUAUGCACAUGCUGCCAAAAAGUCAUGCUGGACUUACUUUACAACAGGAUACACGGUAUCGUCAAAGGUACUUGGAUCUUAUUAUGAAUGAUGAUACUCGUAGCGUCUUUUACACUCGAGCCAAGAUCAUUAACGUCAUUCGUCGAUUUUUAGACGAUAAGAAUUUUCUGGAAGUUGAGACUCCAAUGAUGAACAUGAUUGUUGGAGGGGCUACUGCAAAACCUUUUGUUACGUACCACAAUGAUCUACACAUGAACUUGUUCAUGCGUGUGGCUCCAGAGCUGUAUUUGAAGCAAUUGGUGAUUGGUGGACUGGACCGAGUGUACGAGAUUGGACGUCAGUUCCGUAACGAAGGUAUUGACUUGACUCACAAUCCAGAAUUUACCAGCUGUGAGUUUUACAUGGCCUAUGCGGACUACAAUGAUCUCAUGACGAUGACGGAGAAAUUGUUCUCCGAGAUGGUGAAGGAGAUCACUGGAAAAGCGACAGGUGUCACGAUCCCGAUUGAUGAUCCCGAGAAGUGUGUGGCUGUUUUAGAGGAACAAGUGACCAAGUAUGAGCUCGAGUGCGCUCCGCCUCGCUCAAUUGCUCGUUUGCUGGACAAGCUGGUGGGCCACUUUAUUGAGGACAACAAGGCUUACUGGGCCAAGCCGUUCUUCAUCAUGGACCAGCCAGUGUAUAACUCGCCACUGGCCAAGUAUCACCGCACAAAGCCAGCACUCACGGAGCGUUUCGAACUGUUCUUAGCUGGAGCGGAGAUUUGCAACGCUUACACGGAGCUGAACAACCCCAAGGUGCAGCGUGAGCGCUUUAUCGAGCAGAUGGAGCAGGCUGCCGCUGGUGACGAUGAGGCCCAGCCACACGACGAGUCCUUUUGUACAGCCAUGGAAUAUGGUCUGCCACCUACUGCUGGAUGGGGCUGCGGUGUCGACCGUCUAACCAUGUUUUUGUCCAACCGCUUCAACAUUAAGGAGGUAUUGCUCUUCCCUGCCAUGAAGCCGGACGAACAGGUUGGUCCGAUGCCUUCAGCCAGUGGCUCGUCCUCGCUGCUUUCUACCACGGGUUCUGUAGCUCUGGAUGUGCUGGAAAAGCGUCUGGCUGGAUCUACUUUUGUGAAUGGCUCGUCCCCCUCGAAGGACGACACGGCUGUGUUUGAGCGCGUCAAGGUUGUGGGUAAGGAUAUCUUGACCAAGUACCCAAAUGUCGAAAAGUGGCUGGACUUUGUGACUGCGUUUCCCAACGAACUGCGUGCCAAGUGGUAA
Molecule: messenger RNA, 1872 nt
Organism: Peronospora farinosa
Lineage: Eukaryota; Oomycota; Peronosporomycetes; Peronosporales; Peronosporaceae
Source: the annotation of a GenBank genome assembly